CAUUUGCUAUUUUGACAUCAUCGACAUACGAUGCAGACGCGUUCGACAGCCAACAACGUGAAGGCUACACGUAACACGGCAGGAAAGGAUAAAACGGCGGAUAGUACGACUCAGCUGGCGCAGGCGGAACCGCGCACGAAGCCAUUUGAGCACGACCAGCAAAGUUUGAUUACGCCUCAAAAUUCUACACAAACUCAACGAACUUUCUUACAGGGUAACGGGCCUAACGACGUGAAGGUUAUGCAUCCAUCUCAGCGAAGUAGCUCGCUAACCAUGUCUUCUUCUCAAAGCUGUCUUCGCCAAAACAGGAAUGAAGAGGCCAGAGGUCGACUUUUCUCUGUGGGCAUAUCUACCCAAACAAAGUCAUCUAAAAACUUGGACUAUGUGCGGCUGAGCUCUGGCGAAGGGAUCACUCUCUACUGUAAGGCCGACACCUCCGUCCCGUUUACGUUCCGUUUUCAUGAACAGUGUCAUCCGAAUAUGCGUCUUCGCAUACGUCCCGAAUACACAGAAGACAGAUAUGCGAACAAACCUGUUGAACGUUGUCCAAAUCAUGUUGUCAAGGACAAUACGGAAAACAAGCACCACUUUGUCCGAUGCGAGCAUCCACAUGCUGAAUAUCUAAGCGCUAAGGAUGCUUAUGCUGUGUGUAUUCCAAUGUGUGAAACAACUGGAUUCAUGUUCACGUGCUUCAGUUCUUGUUCUGGUGGGAUCAACAGACGUCCUGUGCAACUGGCAUUUAUAUUGGAAGAACUAGAUGGAAGGAUGAUUGACUCGUGCUACAUUGCCCUAAAAGUCUGCGCAAAUCCCUUACGUGAUGCUUCGAAAGAGAACGGAAGGUUCGAGCUACGCGAUGCAAUGUAUAGUGGAGGCAAUCUCCAGCGAAAACGCGGCAGUCGUUUUAUUGGUGAAUCAAUAAAACGCCCGAACUAUGGUGGAUAUAUAGAUGAAAUGUGUGCUUCCUGGGAGAUCCAUCUGACAGACGCAGGAAAGCUUCGCAAAUUGCUCUGGGUACUCAUGAAUGAGGACAGAUUCGAUCGCAUGAUGGAAUUGGAAAUGGCAAGAGGAGGAAACAUUUUCACUGAUGACUUCCGCACGCUUACCCCUGAUACCACCAUCAAAGAAUGGCUGAAUCGCAGUGAGAUAGGACUCGGCUCGCUUUCUGAUGUUUUCGAGCGUAAAUCUAUCUAUACGCUUGGCGAUCUCUCGAGGAUCUAUAGACAGGAUACUUUUAGCCAUUUCGGUUUCACAGCAGACCAGUGCAGCAUUCUGAAUAGAGUCUUCGAGGAAUGGAAUCAUAUGAAUAGAGCGAUUGCUACAGGCCAGGUCAACAUGGCAAACGGUAUUGGAUCCUAUCAUAUGUAAUUCUGUGCUUUGCUCUUUUGAAUAACUUCUCUGUUAUCUUGAAGUUGAACUCUACAACCAGGGUACUGAAGAGAGGGUCUAUGAUUACAGGUCUAUGAUGUGUGUCUCAGUUUGUUGUGCUCCUUAUCAAUUUUUCAACUUUCACAUAUUUCAAUCUCAUCUAACUUCUAGAAAGAUGUUGUUCAAGCUUCUCUUCACUAUUCCAGGUGUUUGAAAAGUUAAUUUUGUUGUAGUAAGCCAUAUUAAGGUUUUCACUUUUAUGUAACUCUUUUAUGAUUAUACGAAUUUCGCUAUUGGUUGGAUGUGCUUGAAUAGAUGUUGUUGUUGUUUGCUUGAAUGAAGGUGGUUUACUGUUUC
Cylicocyclus nassatus is the source of this 1722-nucleotide messenger RNA. Lineage: Eukaryota; Metazoa; Nematoda; Chromadorea; Rhabditida; Strongylidae. The record is from the annotation of a GenBank genome assembly.